AUGGCCCUCCUUCCCGAGCCCACUGUCUCCGACGACGACGACGCCCCCCAGCGAGUCAAGGACUCCUCCCGACGCAUGUCCUGGAUCCGAUCUCUUCUCCUCUGCACGUACCUCGACGACGAUGUCUACAACCAGAAUUACGCCGGCAACGGCACAGACGACGACCCCUACAUUGUCGAUUACCUGCACAACGGCCGCCAAGACGCCAUGGAUUUUUCCGAGGGGCGAAAAUGGGCCAUUGCCAUUCUCCAGUCCCUGUCCACGUUUGCGGUGACCUUUGCCAGCUCGGUGUACGUCAGCGGCAUCGAAGGCGUCAUGCAGCGCUUUGACGUGUCCGAGGAGGUGGCAACACUGGGCUUGCCGCUCUUCGUGUUGGGAUUCGCCCUGGGACCGCUGAUCGGGGCACCUCUGUCGGAGGUGUACGGGCGCCAGUCCAUCUUUGUGAUUUCGUACACGACGUACACGACGUACACGGCGUUCAGCGUGGCGGCAGCGUGCGCGCCCAACAUCACGGCCUUGCUGGUUCUUCGCUUCUUUGCGAGCGCGUUUGGCUCGUCGUCGAUGGCGAAUGUCGGGGGCGUCAUUGCCGACAUGUUCAGCAAGGCGGAGCGCGGACUGGCGACGGGAUUGUUUGCCACGGCUCCCUUUCUGGGGCCUGCACUUGGUAGGCGGUGGAUGUCCUUGUUCCAUGCCGCCCAUUUUGCCGUUGUUGCCCUUGUACACUUGCUGAUUCUUAUCAAAAUUCUUUUGUUCAGGGCCCGUUGCCGGUGGUUUUCUUGGCGAGACCCAGGGCUGGCGCUAGAUUCUCGGUUUGAUCGCCAUACUGGGCGGUGUGAUCUGGAUUGCCACGAUGCUGGCCAGCCGCGAAACACGCGAUGUCGAGCCAAGGCCCUCUCCCGGAUGACACGAAGCGUAUAUGUGUCAAGGCUCGAUGCGGGACAGCUGCCCAAGACACUCUCGCAGGAGCUCCCGGUCGCUUUCACGCGCCCCUGGAUCCUUCUGUUCCGCGAACCCAUUGUCUUGCUGGCGUCGCUGUACAUCUCUAUCGUCUACGGCACACUGUACAUGUUCUUUGCCGGGUUUCCCAUCGUCUUCCAUGUUGCUCGAGGCUGGAGCCAGGGCACCGCCGGACUUCCAUUUGUCGGCGUCGCCAUUGGCGUCUGUCUUGCCACGCUGGCGACCGGCGUGGACAACAAGCGCUACGUGCGCCUGUGCGCGGCGGCCGAGGCAGAGGGAUGCGCAGUCGAGCCAGAAGCUAGACUGGGUACGGCCAUGGCAGGCUCUAUUGUCUUGCCGAUUGGUCUGUUUCUGUUUGCGUGGACGACGUAUCCGUCGGUGCACUGGAUCGUGCCCAUUAUCGGCGCCAUGUUUUUCUCAUGUGGACUUGUCAUGGUCUUCAUCUCGCUGAUGAGCUAUCUGGUCGACUCUUAUGUCGUCUAUGCUGCUUCUGUGCUGGCGGCCAACUCAGCGCUUCGGUCCUUGUUCGGCACCGCGUUUCCGCUGUUUACCACCCAAAUGUACGAGAACCUCGGGAAUCAAUGGGCGAGCUCCAUUCCUGCGUUCCUGGUGCUUGGGUGCCUGCCUUUCCCGUUUCUGUUCCACAAGUACGGGCCGCAGAUACGCUCCCAGUGCAAGUAUGCUUCCGAAGCAGCUAAGGUGCUAGAGACGAUGCGUCGUCGGCACGUCGUCGUGAUUGGAAAUGAGCCAAAUGGGCCAGCGAAGGAGGCUGAAUAG
Cladophialophora psammophila CBS 110553 is the source of this 1734-nucleotide messenger RNA. RefSeq lists its product as uncharacterized. Gene Ontology annotation, biological process: transmembrane transport. The coding region runs from base 1 to 1734 and encodes 577 amino acids. Gene Ontology annotation, molecular function: transmembrane transporter activity. NCBI's taxonomy places the organism in Eukaryota, Fungi, Ascomycota, Eurotiomycetes, Chaetothyriales, Herpotrichiellaceae. The record is from RefSeq and is a predicted model, not a curated record. The transcript has 2 exons.